AAAGUUAAGUAACUAGCAAUGGCCACGAGUUCUUCCCAAACACUUGCGCUUCAGAGAAAUUCCAGUGAGCAGAACCGUUUCAUGAAGAAAUUAAUGGCGAAAAUAUUUAGCUUCUUCGACGAGCAGUCUCUAAUCGAUGUGACAUUUAAAGUGUCAAACCCAACAGCUCUUGUACCCGCGCAUCGUUUGAUACUCGCAGCAGCGAGUCCUUACUUCGAGAAUCUUUUCAAUUGCAAUCAAGGCACUAAUCCAGUCAUCGAGAUAAAUGAUAUCGAUAGCGAUAUUUUUGAGCGUCUAAUAACCUUUUGUUACACCGGAGAGGCCUCCAUUACCGUUAAUAAUGUCGCUGCCAUGCUAAAUGCUGCAAUCGUUUUGCAAAUGGACGAUGCCAAAACCCAUAUUGUGGACUACCUCAUGACACGUAUCGAUGACUACACCUUGCAGGCUGCUUAUACGUUGGAGAAUGAAACGAAAUGUGAAGUUCUUAAGCAGAAACUCAUCGAAUACGAGACACAGAACUUCAUGGAGAUCAGCCAAAGCGAUGAGUUUUUGAAUUUUGAUGCAGAAAAAUUGCAACGUAUCCUGGUAUCAGACAAUUUGAACAUAACCCGUGAGGAAGAUGCUUACGAUGCCAUCCACAGCUGGUACAAUUACGAUGCCCCUGCGCGUCAAGAACAACUGCCACUUUUAAUAGCUUGUCUCCGUCUUACUCAAUUCAAAGUGGACUUUCUGAUUACACACAUACAGCCGUUACCUGGAUGUGAGCUACUGGUCUUCAAGGCGUUAUCGUGGAUCGGAGUGCCUACAGCACGGCCAAUGAUAAAUACGCGAUUUACAGAACCACGUUUGGUCAGUACUGCAAAUUGUAAUGAGAAAACAAUCCUAGCGCUUUGCGCAGAGCAAUAUAACAAAACUGAGGAUAAGUGGCAGGAAUAUGCGAGUAUAAAAAUCGAUUACGGAUUGUACAGAACUAUAUUAACCCUUUCACCCCUGAGGGCGAAAGGGUUAAAGGAUGAUAAUUUAUUAUUUAUUGGCGGUUAUAAAAAUGGUGUCACAGUUAACACCGUCCGCAGCUGGAAUAUACGAAUUAAGACAUGGCAAAAUUUGCCCGCCAUGAACCAAGCAAGAGGCUUACACUGCGUUGUCGAAUUAAAUGGCAAAAUCUAUGCGAUUGGUGGUUUUGAUGGUACUAAUGUUUUGUCGUCGGUGGAAAGAUAUACGACUUCCGAUGGUUGGAAGUACGUUAACAGAUUAAUUGUUGGACGAGAUUGCGCCAGUGCAGUGAUCUUGAAUGGUAAAAUUUAUACAAUAGGCGGUUAUAAUGGCAAUGGGGAUUUAAAAUCCGUUGAAUGCUACAAUGCGGAAUCGAAUACUUGGACUUCUUGCGCGGAUAUGACAAAUAGUCACUUUUUACCUGGUGUAGCAGCACAUAAUGGUCAGAUUUAUGUUUUAAGCCGUAGAGGUGCUGAGCGUUACGAGCCUCAGCAAGACUCAUGGUCACAGAUUUGCUCAUUGGAAGUUUUCUAUUGUUAUAUAUCUUGCGUAUCGCUAGACAAUAAACUGUGGGCUAUUGGUGGCAAGUCUAAAUCUGCUGACAAGUCAUGUGUAUCAGUUUUUGAUGAAGAAAAUUCCCGUUGGAUAGAAAGGUGCUCGUUACCCAAAAGUUAUGUGCGUAACUGUUUUGUUGUGCCUGAAUCCUUACUGUCGUCGAUGUAA
Messenger RNA from Bactrocera tryoni, 1716 nucleotides. RefSeq names its product kelch-like protein 17. The record is from RefSeq and is a predicted model, not a curated record. Gene Ontology annotation, molecular function: protein binding. The coding region runs from base 19 to 1716 and encodes 565 amino acids. Lineage: Eukaryota; Metazoa; Arthropoda; Insecta; Diptera; Tephritidae. The transcript is spliced from 8 exons.